AGCGCUGUGCUUCAACCGUUCAAUUGUUGGUCAACCGUCGCCGGGAGUGGUCGGCGUGUGUUAGCGUCCCGCGUGAACGCGUGUUUUUUUUUUGUUACUCAGUAUCGUAAGCCACAAUAACGGCUACACUCAACGACAAUUAGACAUCGAAAUCUUCCCUCGUCAAUAACAGUGAAUAAACGAUUUUUGGGAUUCUGAUGAGUUGAAUAAAUCGUACGAUUUUUCACACUUUGAAGUAUCUCUGUAAUCGGAAUAAUGUUUACGGCGACAAGACUAGCGGUCAACAGUGAAAUGGUGAUUUAUUUUUUACGUUGAGUAAAUAAUACCGACAAAGUAAAUCAUCGUAUUUUGUGAUAAUUUCGGUGGUGUUAAAUUCGCAGAAGCUUUUGAGCUUCAGUAUAAAAUUUGUUUUUUUUUUUCUCGUGUUCAUUUCGUGGAACAAUACGACAAGACCGUGUCUCUCCUGUGUGUGUUUAUACGUGACUAUUUGGGAUUAUUAUAAUUUUAUUUGGUUCACUGUGUGAUACAUUAGAAUUACGGAACAAGGAGAAUAUACAGUCAUGACGGCAGACAGACUGUUUGAGACCACCAGCAUCCCGGGGCAUCUCGCUCCCACGCCAGAAAGACUUGAGCGGCUUCUUUCAAAACAGACUCUCGAGGAACUCUAUGAAGUUGAGGAACAGCCUUUCGCACGAGGAAAGUAUGCUACAGUCAGGAGAUGCAGAGAGAGAUCAAGUGGUAGACAGUGGGCAGCCAAGUUCCUGAGGAAGAGACGACGUGCACAGGAGCUGAAAGCUGAAGCACUUCAUGAAGUUGCGGUACUGGAUGCCGCAGCACAUUGUCCCCAACUUGUUUCACUACAUCAAGUCUUUGAAACAAAUACCGAGAUGGUGUUGGUCUUAGAGCUUGCCCCAGGUGGUGAACUGCAGAUGGUACUUGACAGAGACGAAGUGCCAGAGGAGCAUCAAGUUGUCAGGCUUCUCCGACAGAUCCUGGAUGGUAUCGCAUUUCUUCACUCCUUCAACGUGGCACAUCUUGACAUCAAGCCCCAGAAUUUGGUUCUAACUGGCGAAUUCCCGGACUGCGAUGUCAAGCUGUGUGACUUUGGAAUCUCCAGAUAUAUAAGUCAUGGCGCUGACAUCCGUGAAAUUUUGGGCACGCCCGAUUAUGUUGCCCCCGAAGUCCUCAACUACGAGCCAAUCAGUCUAGCAACGGACAUGUGGUCUGUGGGAGUGUUGCUCUACGUCCUCCUCACGGGAUGUUCACCGUUCGGUGGUGACACGAAACAGGAAACAUUCUGCAACAUAAGCCGAUGUCGCCUCGAUUUCCCGGACGAUCUGUUCGAAGAUGUUUCCGAAGCAGCGAGAGAUUUAAUGCGAAAACUCAUGGUGAAGGAUCCAAGUGAACGUUUGACGGUGACCGAAUGCCUGGAACACCCAUGGUUCACCGGCUACAGAAGCCCAGAGAUACCCCUAGCAAUAUCACCCGCAGAAGACCUCCCAGACGACUGUCCACUCAGUCCAGUCCUUCUUCCGGCUCUUCCAGACUCAUCACCAGAGAGAUCCUCAACUCCACAACCUCCAAUCCUAACCCCCUGCGAUUCCCUCCCGAGAUCUUCCCCCGAUUCACCAGCUCCAGCCGUUGACAAGCCUCUCCCCAAGGACUCCAAAUUCGAGUCAAGAACACUGCCCAAGAUGUCAGAGUACAGAAAAUCCCCAAAACAGCCAGCGAUGCCCCUUCGCAUUGGUCUGAGUCCAGACCGAAGGGACACCUUCAAGAAGAACAUGGAUUCCCUUGCCCAGAAAUUCUCAUCCGGUGAAAUAGUCAUAAUAGAACAGAGCGUUAGUACUCAGAGACGAGCCAUCGGUAAUCACACAAUGCCAGCUGGUGAAGUUUUCAAAUGUACACCGGUUUUUAUUCUCGGUGAGGAGCAGCAGUGCAGCGACAGUGGCAGUGACACAGUAUCUGAAAUAUCAACAGACAGUUCGAGUGAUCGUAGCAGUAUCUACUCAGACGAUUCCCUCGAUUUUAUUCUCUACGGAAAAAGCCAGAGUAGAGCAAGCUUUCCAUUCACUGGAACUGAUGCAGACAGAUGGGAUCACAGGCAUCACACGAGGCCCUGGCCCAGGGAGUGCAAUGGCGUUGUCAGCAAAGCACUCAGUCGCUUCACUGCUGAUCCAUCCAGCAAAGCUUCCAGGGCGACUGUACCACCCUCGAGCAGAGCCAAAACUGGUCUUGAGGCCCUUAAAGAACGUGGUGGAAAUCUUGUUGUUAUUCGUGAACCAGUCAGGGCGGGAAGGUACACCAGGUAUAGCGAGGUUCAAUGUGAAUCUGUUCAGGCUAGAAUUCGGAGGUUCCAGGUGCACGGGGGAUCGUAAACGGGGGAUGUAGAGUUAGGUAGAGAUUUUUAGGUAAUCGUCGAUCUCCUGAAGGAUGAUAAUACGGAAAACAGGGAAAUUGUUGUCUAUUGUUUUUUGGGGAAACGUAGAAGGUCGACAAGAGAGUAAAGGGGAUUCCAGUGGUGGAGAAUUAGUCUUGAUAUUUGGAAUAAUUAAUUCGAGUUAUUGAUGAUUAUUGAAGUCGGCGAUUGGGGUUGGCUGGAAAACUUGUUAGUGGUGGAUGUCAAAAGUCAAUGAAAAAUAUUAGAUACAUAUUUUUUUAGGAAAAAUUAACGAGUAAAAACCAUUUCCUGAUUUUUUUUUUCAAAUAGAAAAAAACGUUUCUAAUAUUUUUUAUGAAAUUUUUGAAUUUCUUUAAUUUUUUUGAAUAAAAACAACCAGGCAACCCAAUUGUUCUGAAUUUUUGAUCUAUUUGAUUCAGUCGAAUGUAUUUGUCGUUACUUCCAGUCCAAGAAAUAAAUUCUGGCUGAAUUUUUUUGAGCUCUUCUCUUUUCACUGUCAGUGAUUAAAAAAUGAUUUUCAUUCAGCUAUUGUUUGAGUCAACUGUUAAUUGCAAUUGCAAUUGGACUGUUGUGUACACUUUGAUUAGACCUCAUGUCCCCUCACAAUCAAAUUUAAACUCUUGUUUACUAUCUUUGAGAGGAUAUGGAGGGAUGAAAUUGAUUCGAAACUGAAACAUCUUGAAAUACUUGAUCUCAUCACCAUUUUGGUCUUGAAGGGAUGACUAAGCAUUAUCUAAGUUCAAGCAACUGCUAUUCUUAAUUCUCAAUCUAUUCAAUACCAUCUCCUCGUCGAUUUCACAACAACUGGGAUUUAAAUUUGUAAUAUUAAAAAUUGAUCACAACUGUGACUUUAAUUUCGAAAAAAAAAUCGAAAUAAAUUGUACUCGAGCAGCUUGAACAAAAAAAAAAAUUCAGACAACUGUAAUGGGAAUCCUGUUUAUUCUUUUCAAGCAGACCUCGCGAGCCCUCAGAAUGAGGAUUAAAAUCAGGGUUGUGAGUGUGAACAGGUGUGUGUGAAUAUAUCGAAAAAUUUUUAUUGUAAAUAGAAGAAAUUAUUGGAUGAAUAGAACCAUCAACCUGGUGUACAUAAUAUCACAGACAUAUUAGGAAUUGAUGAAUGAGUGAGUGAGUGAGGGAGAGAGAGAAAGAAUGAGUCGUGAGAUUAAAGUGAAAUGCGGACGCAAUUUGUCCUCUGCCGAUUUAUCAAUAGACUGACUGGCCGUCCCCACGAGAUAAUUGCGAAUCGGAUUGAGUACGCAAUGUACCGCUAAGUGUUCGUCAAAAUAAACGCCAUAUUAUAGAUGAAUUGACCAUGACGUUCAAUCGUAAAACAAAAAUAUAUCUCAGUGAUUAUUUCUAUUGAUAUCACUGGCAUUGAUUUUUUACGAAUUAAACGCGAUGAACUUUAAAUAUCUUGGGUGCCUUUGUUAGUAAUCCUUAAGUCUACUGUAUACAAAAUGCACAACAAAAAUAAAUCACAAAUAUUUCGAGGAAAUUUAGUGCCUACUCCUAUAUCUAUGGAGUUUAUUAGUUCACUUGUGAUACAAGAUUCUUUCAUUUGUUUUUAAUUAUCCAAUCGCCACCUAUUUGAUGAAUUUAGGAAUGAAACAUUUUUUAAAAUAAUACUAUUGUAAUGGGGGCCUUGAAUUAUUUCACCUUCAUUAUUCAACUGUGCUGUGCCUUAUGCAAUCCCGAUGAAUUUUUUAUAACGUCGUACGAUCAAAAUUGAGAGCCUAAACGAGUUUUUAGGCUUCUUUAAUUCAUGUCGCUGACAUUUUCACAUCGAACUUUGCCAUUUAGCAUUAAUACAAUCAAUGGUGAAUGGUUUAAGUUGAUUACUUGGGUCAAUCAAUUCAAAAUUAUUGUUCAAUAAGACAUCAAGUCGUCAUUGUUGUUAUCCUUCUUUCGGCGUUAGACAGACUGAAUCAAUCACUUUAUCAGAAUAUUCUAAAAGAAAAUUGUAGUGAAACGUAUCAAGUAUUCUCAGGUAGAAUACAGUGACGAAUGCGAUAAUAAAUCCGCUGAGUGAUUACAAUUAAAAUUAUCAGUAUGGCGUUGUAGGAAGAUUAAUUCGUGUACAUUAGUAUUUCAUAAUUUAAUUUAUCAUUUAAUAUCCCCUGCGAAUUUUGUUCCCUCUCUUUAUUUUCAACCUUAAAUUAUUCUGGAUUCGAAGCUGGUGAUGGCAUGUUUAUUUUCUCUAGGAAUUUUUUUUUCUUUCUUAUCAUCUUUUCUGGACCAACAGCGAUUAUGUGCGAUCAAGAGUGCUGCACCCCUAUUUGUAAAUGCUAGUCAUAAUUUUUUUGCAUCACUUUGAACGCACCUGAUCAAUAUCUGUUGUUUACGUGUAAUUACUACUGUAUUUUUUUUUCCAUAGAAUAUACAAUACUCGGUUUAAUGAAUAAAAUUGUUGCUCGCUCAAUGUACUUUUCUUUGUGAUUGGAAAAAAAUUGAUCCUAUGGAAUGACAUUCAAAGAUUUAAACAAAACGGAGAAUAAAAUAUAAAGCAUUUUCUUGUACUAUAGCUGUUCUGGAGACAAGAUUGUGGAUGAAACAUCCAAGUUAAUUAUUGGUCUACUUAAGUAUUUAUUUUAUUAUUAUUAUUCGUAUAAAAUUAUAGAGAAUGAUUUAUUUAAACAAAUUUUUGUAUGUUUUACACGGAAAAAAAUAUGGAAAAAAAUUCCGGACUAGAAUUGUAAAUUAUUUUGGCCCUUGGAUGGAUCUUCCACCCUCUUGACAUGUCCAAUCAUCAAUUAUCACUACACUAUAGCUAUAUUAUUAAAAUAAUAUAAAAGCAUACUUAUCAAAAAAACAAAACAAUGGUUUAGUUGAUAAGUUCCAAAAUGUAAAUACUAUUUCAAUCAUUGUAUUAAUUUUAAUGACUAUAUGAAAUAAAUGCUAUGAUACAUCUGCGAAAAUCACAA
Diachasmimorpha longicaudata is the source of this 5322-nucleotide messenger RNA. RefSeq names its product serine/threonine-protein kinase 17B-like. The coding region runs from base 561 to 2378 and encodes 605 amino acids. The record is from RefSeq and is a predicted model, not a curated record. The transcript is spliced from 6 exons. Gene Ontology annotation, cellular component: nucleus. Gene Ontology annotation, molecular function: ATP binding; protein serine/threonine kinase activity. NCBI's taxonomy places the organism in Eukaryota, Metazoa, Arthropoda, Insecta, Hymenoptera, Braconidae. Gene Ontology annotation, biological process: protein phosphorylation; intracellular signal transduction; positive regulation of apoptotic process.